Messenger RNA from Gossypium raimondii (Peruvian cotton), 1482 nucleotides. RefSeq names its product protein PSK SIMULATOR 1. Gene Ontology annotation, biological process: positive regulation of growth. Lineage: Eukaryota; Viridiplantae; Streptophyta; Magnoliopsida; Malvales; Malvaceae. The transcript has a single exon. The coding region runs from base 149 to 1327 and encodes 392 amino acids. The record is from RefSeq and is a predicted model, not a curated record.
AACACACCACCACCAUUAACCCUUUCAAAGCUUUCACUUACCCUUUUUCUCUGCACACCUCCAUUUUCUCUUUUGAACCAUUUUCCUUCAAAAGGGGUCCCUUUGCUUUUUCAUUUCUUUAAUUUUGAUCCUUUUUUUCCCCUUUGAAAUGGCUCUUGAAACUUGGUUGAUCAAAGUGAAAAGAACUAUAUCCAAACAUCCAAACCAUAAAUCCAACGUUGGGAUAUUAUCCUUUGAGAUUGCUAGCCUUAUGACAAAGCUCCUCCAUCUUUGGAACUCACUUUCAGACAAGGCCAUAAUUCGUCUUCAUAACGAAUCGAUACCCUUCGAAGGUGUCACGAAGCUCGUCUCCAACAACGAGCUUUUCCUUUUGAAGCUAGCGUGUGCCGAACUAGUCGAAAACAUCAAGCUGGUAGCCAAGUCCAUUUCAAGGCUAAGCAGCCGAUGCCAAGACGCCAAGCUUCGGUGUUUCGACCAAUGUUUCGAUUCAUUCACCGAUUCAGGUCACGAUUUUCAUCUCUGGGCCUUGAGUUCCAAUGACAUGGAAGCUAAAAACAAGAAGAUGGCAACGUUGAUAGCCAUUACAGCAACUUUAUAUAAAGAAAUGGAAGAAUUAUCCACAAUGGAGAACAAUUUGAGAAAGUGUAACUGUUUCUCCAUGAAAGACCAGCAAAGGCUUUACUGUCAAAGUCAAGAGGUUAAGCAUUUGAAACAAAAAUCCUUAUGGAACACAACAUUUGACAACGUUGUUUCCAUCCUUGUAAGAGCGGUUUUCAGCAUUUUAGCAAGGUUCAAGCUAGUUUUCGGGCUCGGUUUUUUCAAAUCAAACUCAAAUUUCUUAAAACCCCCUCUGGAUACAUUAGGUGCUUCAGCUUUAGCCUUACAUUAUGCAAAUCUAAUCAUUACAUUAGAGAAAAUGAUAAGAUCACCACAUUUAAUAGGCUUGGCUACAAGGGAUGAGCUUUAUUCAAUAUUACCAAGCACCAUUAGGUCAUCAUUAAGGGGUAGAUUAAAAGGAAUAUUAGGGUUCAUAGCAGAUGACCCAUUGCUUGCUGUUGAAUGGAGAUCAGCUAUGGGGAAGAUAUUGAGCUGGUUAUCACCAUUAGCACAUAAUAUGAUCAAAUGGCAAAAUGAAAGGAGCUUUGAGCAUUGGGAUUUCAAUUUGUUGCCUAAAACAAAUGUUCUUCUUUUAGAAACCCUUUUCUUUGCAAAUAAAGAGAAAGCUGAAGCUGCCAUUACUGAACUAUUGGUGGGUUUGAAUUAUAUUUGGAGAUUUGAAAGAGAAAUGACAGCCAGGACCUUGUUUGAAUGCAGCAAAAUAGUUUAAUAGGGGUUUAAUGGUAUUGUGUUGUUGUUUUUUGGGGGUUUUGAUUUUGAUUUUCUGCCAAUUUUUGUAAUUUUAGACUUGAACCAAGUUUUGUGUAAAUUACAUGAAAUAUGUAUAUAGUCAUGUGAAAAUAUUCCUUUUGUUUUGAUUUUGAA